UUUUAAAGAUGCUGAUUAGAUGAAUGCAUUUCUUCUUAUGUUCAUUCUCCAUUGCAGUUUCUCUGCCUGCCUGCAUUUUCCUUAGUGUGUGGCAAGUACUUAUGAGGGUAUCUUUCCUUUGCAGGUUUGAUACAUCUUUGAGCAUUUUACUUCUUGCAUACAAUACUUGGGUUCAGAUGCAGGGAUAAAGCAUAGUCUUAGCUCUUUAAAGCACCUUAAUCAACUCCCUUGGCUGUUCCAUUCUCUCUUCUUUGACCACUUCAUGCUCAGUGAAGGCACUUAAGAUUGGCUGGAGCAUUUGCCUCACUAUUGGAUUGAUGCUGCUGCUGGUAAUUGGUACUUCUCUGGACAUCUAAAGGAUCUGGAGGAAAACUUGCACAGAGUGAUGGGCAGUGCUGGCCAAGGUCUGGUUGCUCUGCCUCACAGUCGGGUCACCCUUCAGGAUCCUGUACUCUUUUCUGGCCUGGAGAAGCUCCCUCUUGCUCGGGAUCCUGACAGCUGGCGGCCCCUUGACAGCCCAAGCCCCCCUGCUACACCUGAGCAACUCCUUCCCACCUAUUGCCUGCAGUACUUUAAUAUGCUCUACCCAGAUGACAGCAAUUGGGUCCCAAAGAGUUUGGGUGAAACUCAACAACACAACAACCAAGGAAGCAGGACGGAAGUGCAUAAGGAACCUGAGCAGUGUCCCAUCAUUGACAGUCAAGGAUUGAGCCUCACCUCUGAGAUGGAUUAUCAGGCCAGUCUUCACCUUGAGGAGCACUCUCUGGAACAGGUGCAAACAAUGGUAGUGGGUGAAGUGCUCAAGGACAUUGAAACAGCUUGUAAACUGCUCAACAUUGCCGCAGACCCUGCAGACUGGAGUCCAGGAAAUGUUCAGAAGUGGAUCUUAUGGACAGAACACCAAUAUCGAUUGCCCCAGAUUGGAAAAUCAUUCCAAGACUUGUCUGGGAAGGAGCUAUGUGACAUGACUGAAGAAGCAUUCCGUCAACGUUCUCCAUCAUGUGGUGAUGUUUUACAUGCUCAUCUGGACAUUUGGAAGUCAGCUGCCUGGAUGAAAGAAAAAACUGCUCCUGGGGAGCUGCAUUACUGUGGGAAUGAUGAGAACUGGACAGACAGCGAGGUAGAUUCAUCCUGCUCAGGCCAGCCCAUUCACCUAUGGCAGUUUUUGAAAGAGCUUCUGCUGAAGCCUCAUAACUAUGGUCGCUUCAUUCGUUGGCUCAAUAAGGAAAAAGGUAUAUUUAAGAUUGAAGAUUCUGCCCAGGUGGCUCGGCUAUGGGGAAUCCGGAAGAACCGGCCUGCCAUGAACUACGACAAGCUGAGCCGCUCAAUUCGGCAGUAUUAUAAGAAAGGGAUCAUCAGGAAACCAGAUAUCUCACAAAGGCUGGUCUACCAAUUUGUACACCCUGUCUGAAAAGCAGAGCAAAGAGAACAAAUUCAGAGUAACUGAUUCCUUUCUGGGCUGGAGGACUUCUGGGAACAGCAUCCUUUAUCCUCUGCAAUGUUGAUGGAGCUAAAAGCAACUAUUGACAAAGACAGUUGGAUUUGGCUGGUGAACUGUAGAGAUUCCUGUGUCUGGGAAACAGGAAACAAAUAAAUUGUGUCUGGGAAACAGGAAACAAAUAAACAUUUACUGUUUAAGUAAAAUG
Protobothrops mucrosquamatus (brown spotted pit viper) is the source of this 1646-nucleotide messenger RNA. It is a transcript of the gene SPDEF, whose product is annotated as SAM pointed domain containing ETS transcription factor. Gene Ontology annotation, cellular component: nucleus. Bases 386 to 1411 code for a protein of 341 amino acids. NCBI's taxonomy places the organism in Eukaryota, Metazoa, Chordata, Lepidosauria, Squamata, Viperidae. The transcript is spliced from 6 exons. Gene Ontology annotation, molecular function: sequence-specific DNA binding; DNA-binding transcription factor activity, RNA polymerase II-specific. The record is from RefSeq and is a predicted model, not a curated record. Gene Ontology annotation, biological process: cell differentiation; regulation of transcription by RNA polymerase II.